AUGCGGAAAAUUUAGAAGGAUGAGAAUGAUGAUAUGUUUGUGAUUACAAAGAACCAAAAAAAGAAAUCAACUAAAAAAGAAACUAAAAAACCAGGUAAACUUAAGAGAUUAGAUGAUGAUUAUCAACCUGAGUAAGAGAUGGUAUCAUCAGAAUCUGAAUUACAACCAAGUUCUGAUGAUGAUAAGUAUAAUAAGAAAAAACCUCGUUAAUCUAAAUCUAUUACUGUUAAAUAGGAUAAACCAAAAAGCAAAUAAAAAUUGAAAUAAUUUGAACAAGUAGAAGAAGAAGAUAAUAAUAAUUACGAACCGGUUGAAUAGCCAUUAGCCAAAGAUGCUGAAGAAUUCUUUAAGACAGCUGAACUUUUGUUGCCAUCCUUUGUUCAACCUGAAUUCAUAAGAGAUGCUGAAGGUAGAAGACCUUAUGAUCCAAAUUAUGAUCCAUCAACAUUAGACAUUCCUAUUGCAUAAUAUUAAAAAUUAUCACCUAUGUUUAGACAAUAUUGGAAUGCCAAAAAAGCACAUUAUGAUUCUUUAGUAUUUUUUAGAUGUGGUAGAUGGAUCAAUGUAAUGUAUAAUGAUGCAAUCAUAAUUGCCAGAAUGUUUAAUCGUCAUUUAGGCUUUUGGGGAAGAGAUCGACCUUGUUUGACAGUUUAUGAUAGUCAAUUGCCCAUAUAUCAAAGGACUUUAUUAGAAAAAGGUCAUAAAAUUAUGUUGGUCGAGUAAUUAGAAAAAGCAGAUGUUGCAAAUAAAGAAGAUGGAGAAAUAGUUAAAAGAGAAAUUACUUAAUUAAUUAGUAGAGGUACAUUGUAAGAUUUAAAUGAUAUGGAUUCAUAUGAAUCUAGAAACCUCUUAGUUUUAGUUUGUUCAAAUGCACCUGUCAAUCUUAAAGGACAUAAAUAUGUUUAUGGAGUAUCUAUAGUAGAUUGCACAACUAAUAAUUUUUAUCUAGAUCAAUUCUUUGAUGAUGAAUAAUCAAAUUAAUUAAGAUCUAUUAUAUAUAAAACUAAACCUCUUGAAGUUAUCCUCUCUAAGGCAACUCCAGAAAUUGAAAAAAUGAUGAAGUAAUAUAUUCAAUAAAUAAAUUAAUAGGACUAUUUGUAAUCCAAUCAUUAUUACCUCUAAAAAAGAAUUUAAAGAGUGUGAAUACAUUUUUGAAUAACUUAAAGUUGAAUAUUUAGAGAUGAGAAAUACUUAAGAUAAAAAGAAUAAAUAAUCAAUAAAUAGUAGUUUUGAGGGUAUCAUUCUACCAUCCGAUAAAAUUGAACCUGAAAAUCAGAUAGAAACUAAUAUUAAUCAAGGUCUUUAUAAAGAUUAAGCAGAUGAUAUUAUAAUUGAACAAAGUCACAAAAAUGGAGAUUAUGUUUUAAGUGAUGAGUAUCCAUCUUUAUUUGUAGAAUUGGAGAAGCAAUAUUAUUUUGAAAAGAAAUUAGCUUAAGAUGAAGAUGAAUCUACUUACUAUUCUUAUUAUUUCACUCUUUAAUCCUUUUAUAUCUAAUUAUGCUAUAUGAGAUAAUUACUAAUCCACACUUCUGUUUAUAGAAGAGGGAAGUUUUAAUUUCUUGAUUCAAACUUUAAUCAAAAACUAAAUCUAUAUCUCGAUUCUCAAGCAUUAGAAAGUUUGGAGAUUUUUGAUGUAAAUCUCUAAACUAAGGUUUCUUCAAAGGGAAGUCUUUUUGAAUACUUAAAUAAAUGUGUAACACCUUUUGGGAAGAGAUUAUUAAUCAAAUGGGUUUAGAGUCCUCUCUUAAAUCACAAACAUAUUAGAGAGAGAUAGGAUUGUGUUAGAGAUCUUAUGGAUUUUAUUGAACCUUGUGAUGAAUUUUAAAGAAGAAUAAAAUCUAUUCCAGAUCUAGAGAGAAACAUAAUCAGAUGUUUUAAUACUAUCCAUUCACAUAAACUUAAGGCUGUUCCUAUUUCUGGAGGAGAAAGUUUUGGGAAGAUUAAGUUAAAAGAAAUCACUUAAGUGAUUAAACAUAUCAAAGCAGCUUCAGAGACAUUAAAAGUCUUUGAAAAUUAUUUAAAUAAAUUCAAAUCAAACAAAUUAAAGAAACUUUUAAGUUAUAAAGAAAAUGCAUCCAUUCUUAAUAGUGCCUUAAAAGAAUUAGAAAAAUGCAUUUCAAUUCAAGAUGGAGAACCAUAACCACUCAAAGGUGUCUCUCUAGAAUAUGAUAGAGCAUUUGAUAAAAUGACUGAUAUUAUAGAUUCAUUGGAAUAAGAAUUAAAAAAAUGGCAAAAUAAAUUUAAGUGUCCUCAAAUUUCAUAUCACCAUGGUAAAAUACGAUAUUAAAUUGAAAUUCCUGAUAAAUUUUUGGAAUCAGGUUAAAAACCUAAAGAACUAGUAAUUACAUCAAAAAAGAAAGGAUUUUAAAGAUUCUAAACAGAUUUUAUAGAAUAAUAGAUUUUCAAUUUAAAAGUUGUUGAAGAUGAGUUAUCUCAAAAAUUAAUACCAUUUAUUAAUGACUACUUUACUAAAUUCUAUUCUUAUAGAAAAGAGUUUUUACAACUUAUUUCAACACUCUCAGAAGCAGAUUGUUUGUAAAUAUUAUUAUAAAUUUAGAAUUUCUUUGGCAUUAGUAUCCAAACAAUAUCAAUUUAAUACAUUUCCACAAAUCCUUGAAUAUUCCCCUGACGAAGAAGAAGAUUAGGAAUUUAUUCUAUAAGAAGCAUAUCAUCCUUGCUUAUUGUAAAAUAGAGAUAUUAAUUGGGUUCCUAAUACAAUAAAAUUUAUCAAUUCUGUUGAUACUCUCUUAUUAACAGGUCCUAAUAUGAGUGGUAAAUCUACUUUAUUGAGAUUGAUUGGGAUCUAAAUCAUCUUAGCUUAAAUUGGAUGUGCAGUACCUGCUAAGUCAUUCAAAUUAGUACCUUUUGAUCGUAUUUUUUGUCGAUUAGGUGCAUCUGAUAGAAUGUUAGAAGGCAAAUCAACUUUCUUUAUUGAGCUUGAAGAGACAAAGACUAUAUUAGAACAUUGUACUUCUAGAAGCUUAGUGAUAAUAGAUGAAUUAGGAAGAGGUACUUCAACUUAUGAUGGAGUAGCGUUGGCAUCUGCAGUUUUGAGAUAUUUAUCUUAAAAGAUUAAACCUAAAACAGUAUUUGCAACUCAUUAUCAUAUUCUAUUAGACGAAUUUGCUUUAUGUAAGAAUAUACAAUAAAGUGUAAUGAAACAUUAUUAGGAAAUGGAUAAAGUGAUCUUUGAAUAUAAAUUAAUAAGUGGAGUAGCUGAAAAGAGUUUUGCUACUAAUGUAGCUAAGAUUGCAGGCAUUCCUAAUGAAGUAAUUUAGAAUGCUAAAAAAAUGGAAGAGAAAAUCACAAAAGAAGAAUCAAAAAUAAAUAGAAAUAGAGAAAUAUUAAAAAAAUUCAAUUAAAUUAUAUAGUAGAUAUUAUGA
Messenger RNA from Paramecium primaurelia, 3383 nucleotides. The record is from the annotation of a GenBank genome assembly. NCBI's taxonomy places the organism in Eukaryota, Ciliophora, Oligohymenophorea, Peniculida, Parameciidae.